Messenger RNA from Octopus bimaculoides (California two-spot octopus), 1512 nucleotides. RefSeq names its product 26S proteasome non-ATPase regulatory subunit 11. The record is from RefSeq and is a predicted model, not a curated record. Lineage: Eukaryota; Metazoa; Mollusca; Cephalopoda; Octopoda; Octopodidae.
UCGGGGACGUAGAAAAUAUGACACCGUUUCAAAGCUCUCGCACUCUUUUCAUGUAAAAGUAUGGCGAUGACAAAAGAUAUAAAAUCUGUCUUUGAUGAAGCUGUUAUUUUAGAGAAAACAAACAAAGAAGCUUCUAUAGAAUUGUUGACAAAUGUUUUGAAGAAAGAUAUUGGUACAAACCUUGAGGACAUUGAAUACAAAGCACAAGUUAUCUCCAAGCUGGGAGAUUUAUUGUCAGAACAGAAGAAUGCUUCAGGGCUUGCUUCCUUGAUAAAGGUUACUCGACCAUUUCUUGGAAUGGUGAGCAAAGCCAAAGCAGCUAAACUGGUACGAAAUUUAGUUGAUCACUUUCUGGAUCUUGAGGCUGGAACUGGAAACGAGGUUUCACUAUGUAAUGAGUGUAUUGAUUGGGCGAAAAAUGAGAAAAGGACAUUUUUACGACAAGCACUUGAGGCAAGAUUAAUUUCAGUGUAUUAUGAUACUAAAAGUUAUGAAAAAGCUUUGGCCCAAUCUGCUACAUUGCUGAAAGAACUGAAGGAAUUAGAUGAUAAGGCAUUGUUGGUAGAAGUGCAACUUUUAGAAAGCAAGAUCUACUAUGCCCUCUCUAAUCUGCCAAAAGCCAGGGCUGCUUUGACUUCAGGAAGAACUACAGCAAAUGGCAUUUACUGUCCACCUAAACUCCAGGCAGCUUUAGAUUUGCAAUCAGGUAUCCUCCAUGCUGCUGAUGAGAAAGAUUUUAAGACUGCAUAUUCAUAUUUUUAUGAAGCGUUUGAAGGUUACGACUCUAUCGACAGUCCCAAAGCCAUCAUAGCUCUAAAAUAUAUGUUAAUGUGUAAAAUCAUGCUCAAUCUAGCUGAUGAAGUGCAAGCAAUUGUCAGUGGGAAAAUAGCUCUGAAAUAUACAGGCCCUAAUAUUGAUGCUAUGAAAAGUAUAGCUCAAGCAAGCCAGAAGAGAUCGUUAGCUGAUUUCACUGAGACUUUAAAUCGCUACCAAGAAGAACUCUUUAAAGAUCCCAUUGUGCAAGUACAUUUUCUAACUCUUUACGACAACCUGCUGGAGCAAAAUCUUUGCCGAAUUAUUGAACCAUUUUCCAGAGUUCAGAUCAAGCGUAUUGCAGAAAUUAUUAAAUUAUCACAGAAUGAAGUUGAGAAGAAUCUGUCAAAGAUGAUCUUGGAUCGAAAACUGCAUGGAAUUUUGGAUCAAGGAGCAGGUGUUCUAAUAGUUUUUGAUGAGACCCCUGUGGACCAGACAUAUGGUAACGCUCUGGAAACUAUUCAAAAUAUGGGCAAAGUAGUUGAUGCUCUUUACCACAAAGCAAAAAAACUCACAUAAACUUAUUUUCAAUUUUUAGUAUUUUUUUUUUUUAAAUAUCCACUUCCAUAACAUGUAAUUACCUUUUCAUUUGUGUCUAGAAUUUUGUGUAAUGUUGCUUUUCCAAAAUAUUCUAUUGUUACAGUAUUUAAUUAUGAAACAACAAAAAUAGGCAAAUAAACAAGAAAUAUUCAGCCUCCA